Molecule: messenger RNA, 1713 nt
Organism: Echinops telfairi (small Madagascar hedgehog)
Lineage: Eukaryota; Metazoa; Chordata; Mammalia; Afrosoricida; Tenrecidae
Gene: IL22RA1
Product: interleukin 22 receptor subunit alpha 1
Exons: 7
Coding region: 1-1713 (570 amino acids)
Molecular function (GO): protein binding
Source: RefSeq, a predicted model, not a curated record
AUGACCAAGAGCAGUGAGAGGGCCCACAUCACGGAGGACAAACCGAAUCUUCUCCAGCACGUGCGAUUCCAGUCUUGGAACUUUGAAAACAUCCUGACCUGGGAGAGUGGGCCAGACAGCACCCAAGACACCGUCUACAGCGUGGAGUAUAAAGUGUAUGGCAAGAAACCGUGGCUGGCCAAAGAGGGCUGCCAGCAGAUCACCCGCCAGUCCUGCAACCUGACGGCGGAGACAAGCAACCUCACCGAGCUGUACUACUAUGCCCAGGUGACGGCCACAAGCCCAGGGGGCCAGACCACCAAGAAGAGGAGCACCCGCUUCAACCUGCUGCAGGACACUGCCAUCAAACAGCCUGAUGUGACCUGUGUCCCCAAAGUGAGCUCUGUCCAGGUGGUUAUUCACCCCACCUUCACGCCCAUACGUGGACAGGACGGCCGCCCGCAAACGCUGCAAGACAUCUUCCAGGACCUGUUGUACCGCCUCCAGCUCCAGGUCAACCACACCUAUGCCAUGCACCUUGAAGGGAAGCAGAAAGAAUACGAGUUCUUUGGCCUGACCCCGGACACCGAGUUCCUUGGGAACGUUGUGAUUUUUAUUCCGAACUGGUAUAAGAAGAGCGCCCCCUAUGUGUGCCGAGUGAAGACUUUGCCAGACCGUACAUGGACCUACUCCUUCUCAGGCGCCUUCCUGUUCUCCAUGGGCUUCCUGGUCGCCAUUCUCUGCUACCUGAGCUACAGAUACGUCACGAAGCCCCCUCAGCCACCCAACUCCCUGAACGUCCAGCGUGUCCUGACCUUCCAGCCGCUGCAGUUCCUCCAGGAGCACAUCCUGAUCCCAGCCUUGGACCUCAGCGGCCCCAGCGGCCUCUCCCAGCCAGUCCAGUACACCCAGGUGAAGGUGCCGGCGCCCAGGGAGCCCCCAGGAGCCCCGCAGCUGCACGAUCUGCCUGAGAUCACCUACUUGGGGCAGGUGAACUCCUCCCGUCUCCAGCCUCCCAACGGGCCACCUCAUCAGGCACUGUCCCCGCUGUCCUAUGCACCUCAGGCUGGCCCUGAAACCAGGCCCUCAUCCUACACACCUCAGGCCCCCCCCAAAGCUGAACCCCCACACUACACUCCACAGACUCUGUCUGAGGUCCUACCUUCCUCCUACGCCCCCCAGGCCACUCAGACUAGCUGGCCUCCCUGCUAUGGGGUGUGUUUAGAAGGCUCUGGCAAAGACUCCCCUGUGGCACCCUCCAGUCCCAAGCACCCCAUCCCUAAAGGUCCGCCCCAGAAAGAGGUUCUGGCCAGAAACUAUGUUCCAGAUGGCCUUUCCGUGCCUGCUGUGACCUCCUUGGCCUUGGAGGAGCCCCCAAAAGCAAAACCCUUCCACCAGCACCUGGAGGGUGACAGAGACAUUGCUCCUGACCUGAAUGGGGAGCCAAGGACACCAGGGUACUUAAAGGGCCAGCUCCCCCUGCUGUCCUCUGUCCAGAUCGAAGGCCAUCCUGUGUCCCUCCCUUUGCACACCCCUCCCCCUCCAAGCUCCCCCUCAGAACAAGGUCCAAGCCACUGGGGCCUGCUGGAGACCCUUGUGUGCCCCAAGGAUGAGGUUUCAAUGUCCAAGACAGAGACAGGAAACACAGACCCUCUGACCCCAGACCUGGAGCCGCCUGUUGAGCUGGGGUCCCUCUUCAAAGGCCUGGCUCUGACUGUGCAGUGGGAGGCCUGA